AUGACCAGUGGGCCGGCUCCCAGAGCAGCGCUUGAUCAGCUGGACCGGCUGAAAGAGGUCCCGGCGGCCCCGGAGCGGCCAAGCCCUCUUCCACGCCUGCAGGUCGCGUUCCUCUGCUGCGUGGAUGCGUCUCACUUCUACACCGUCUGCUCGAUUUUCAGCUAUGCGGCGGUCCUCAGCGCAGAUCUGCACUGGGUGGCCGAUAGAAACGAAGCCGGUUUUGUGGCGGGCUGGCUUCAGUCUGCAAACGUGUUCGGCCGUGUGCUGACGUCUACCGUGUGGGGGUUCGUGGCCAUGCGAUGGGGCUUUCGCCCCAUCCUGGCUCUCACUUUGUUUGCGCUCCUUACUGGGGGAGUGCUGUUUGGUCUGUGCACCAACCUGAUGGGCGCCAUGUGCAUACGCUUCAUCUUUUUCGGCAUGCUGAACGGCUGGCCAGCCAUUUAUGGGCCGAUUGCAGCUUCCGUGGCUGGGGACGAUCGCCAGACGGAUGUCAUCGGCAUGCUCCUGGCCGCGGGGAGCGGCAUGCAGCUCGUGGGCCCGGCAAUUGGAGGCUGGACCUACAACUUCCUUCCGACCCUGCCGGCGCUGAUCCCCAGCUUGAUCGGUUGCAUGAUGGCUCUGGCAUCCCUUGCCUUGUUCUCUCGCGUGCACCACGGCAUCCGGAAGCCCCAGGCAGAGGAGGCCAAGGACGUGGAUCAGAGUCCAGGGACGCCCUCCAAGUCUCCAAGGACAGCAUGGUCGGUCCUUCGAGCUUGGCCCGUCCCCUUGGUGAUCUUCAUGCGGCUUUGGAACGGCUUCGCCCUUUUCGCCAUCUUUGAAGCAGCGCCGCUGUGGCUUGUGUCUGAUCGGGAAUUGGGCGGCCUUGGAAUGUCGGAGAAGCAAGUGGGUUCCCUUCUCUCCCGCUCGGGCCUCUGGAAUCUCUUCUUCUUCUCCUUCGUGCUGCCUUACUUGGCACGAGCAGUUGGUGGCCGAGGGGUUUCGGCCAUCUUCAGCGUGAUCGGGGCCGCGGGCGCCACGCUACUGCCGUCGUCUACCUCGACGGUGGUGGCAAAUGGCUUUCACCUCGUGACCGCUUCCGCGAUGAUGUCCCAGGCUGCGAUGAACAUAACCUUCACAAACAAUGCUGCAGGGCAGGCGGACCGGGCCGUCGUUACGGGCGUUGCGGUCACAGUCGAGACCAUCGGCAAGGCACUCGGACCGAUUCUCACUUCGACGAUGUUUGCCUGGUGCCUUCGCCACUGGGGCUUCGACGGCCACGGAGCCGUCUUCUACGUGCUGGCGGCCUUCUCUGGCAUCCAGCUCGCCUGCACCCUGCUUCUGCCCUCCUUCGUGGAGUCUCCGGAGUUCCUGCGCCGCCGGGGCCACGAGCUGGUCGCCGUGGAAGAGCCUCAGAAGGAGAUUCCAGCCACAGUGCUGGGCGUUGAAGAGGCCACCCCUGUGAUGCUCCGUGCGCACAGCGCCUGA
Messenger RNA from Symbiodinium natans, 1464 nucleotides. Lineage: Eukaryota; Dinophyceae; Suessiales; Symbiodiniaceae. The record is from the annotation of a GenBank genome assembly.